CUCCCAGAGGACUCUGAGGGACUCCAUGUCUCUUCUCUCCCGGAGCAUCAUGAGCCCGCACGGCACAAACAGAGCUGUUCAGCGAUUGGAGUUCUGCAACUGCAAGAAGGGACUCGGUGUGAAGAUAAUCGGGGGGUACAGAGAUCUGACCGGAGAGGAGUUCGGUAUCUACGUGAAGAGAGUGAUCGCCGGGGGGCUCGCCGCUCAGGACGGUCGGUUAAAGUCAGGUGACCUGAUUCUGGAUGUCAAUAACAUCAGUCUGAUGGACGCGACCAAUGAGAGGGCGGUGGAGAACCUGAGGAUGGCGUCGCUGUCCAAUCACAUGACUCUGCUGAUCGCCAGAGACGAGGAGUCCAGGAGGGAGUUCACUGAGCUGAUGGGAAAAUACGGAUCCAAUAAUGUCUCGUCUUCAGGAUGCAUCUCUCCCACACAGACCACCACAGGGAGGCUGACGGACACGGCCUCUUCUUCUUCUUCCUCCCGGUCGGAGAGUCCUCAGCUGCUCAGUCCUAAAGAGGGGGUCAGCGCCCCGCCCCCCAGCGCGCACCCCCCCCUGCACGCCUUCAGUGACAGUGGGAUCCAGCUGAUCUGCGUUUCCAAGGGAACGGGCUUGGGGCUCGUCAUCAGGGGCGGAGCUAACAGAGUCGACGGACCAAUGGUGUUCAUCCAGGAAGUGGUUCCUGCAGGAGACGCCCACAAGGACGGCCGUCUGCAGGCCGGGGAUCAGCUGGUCUCCAUCAAUAAAGAGUCUCUGAUCGGGGUCACGUACGAGGAGGCGAGGAGCGUCCUGACCAGAACCAAACUCAGACCGGACCCCACGGUGGAGAUCGCCUUCAUCCACCGCUCCUCCUCUUCCUCUGGGCCCCACAGCCCCGUCUCCCAGCAGGGGGCGGGGGGAGGAUCCGUGCCCCAGCAGAGGGCCUCGAUGCUGGGGAACUCAGGAGCUUCAGGGGCCCCGGGGACCAGGAUCACCUCCAGCAGGAACCCAGUCUGUGAGACCCUGCCCCCCGUCAGCGUCAGGCAGGUGAGCGUUCCUGCAGUGAUAGCCGAGGUGACGCCAGAGAGCGACAGCAGCGCAGACACAAACACCGAGCCUCCUCACAGGAAACACCCGCUCAGAACAAACUGUCGCCUCAAACUGGACAAGCUGGAGCAGGCUCUGUGUGUGUUAGGCUUGCAGCUCUCUGGGUCUCAGCAGCAGACCCUCCUCUGCAGACUGAGAGCCGACGCUGCAGGAACCGUGGCCUUCGCAGAUUUUGAGAGUCAGGUGCGGGAUCUGUUCAGGUCUCAGCUGGACGACUCGAGCUUCUCGUCUGAAGAUCUGUCCGCUCUGUUGGAGUCGCCGAACACUCGGCUGUGUAGGUCGGACUCAGAGGAUCUGGAGGAGAUGGAGAGGCUGAGGAAGGAACACAUCGAGGCUCUGAGGGAAAUCAAGAGGCUGCAGGAGCAGAUGGGCGAGUCUCACAGAGUUCACCAUCAGACGGAGGAGGAGCUCAGUAAAGUCAAACAGGAAGUGAAGCUGGUCUCAGAGGAGAGUCGGGCUCUCUGGUCUCGGGUGCAGAUGGCGGAGGCGGCUCAGAAGCAGGCCAGAGGAAUGGAGAUGGACUACGAGGAGGUGAUCCACCUUCUGGAGGCCGAGAUCGCCGAGCUCAAGACUCUGAGGGCGGUAACAACCAAUAAGGACGAUGCGGAGGAUCUGAAGAAGAAAGUGGCCGUCCUCGAGUGUCAACUACGGAAGAGCGAAGCGACCAAAAAGGGCUUUGAGCUGUCGACGGGGAAACUGCUGAGCUUCGUGGAGAACAUUCACGAGUUCCUGCUGGAGAGUCAAGCACCAAUCAAGAGCUUCAGCUCCGGAGAUGUUAAAGUUGGUGUGUCCUCCCCAGGCCCCGCCCCCCGACACAGAAAGACCCCCUGGACGGCGCUGACUCUCGCUCAGGAGGCCAAAGACCUGGGCAGGACAGUGAGGUCCCUGCUGGAGGCGGACUUGCUGACCUUCUAGAGGAUUCUACAACGUCUGCAAGACAACAACAACAACAACAACAACAACCGUGAACCCAAACUGUCCCUGAACCUCCUCAGACCCUCACUUCAAAGUCAACUUUAUUGUCAAUCUUUCAGUUUGUGUGUACAGACGGAGAGAAAUACCGUUUAAGAUUCAAAAGAUUCAAAGGUUUUAUUGUCCUAUCAGCUGCAGUGUAGAAGAAGAGGGCGGAGCCACCGGGGAUAACAACCAAUAAGGUGACAGAGAAGUGGGGAAUUCGGGUCAAUUCCAACCAAAAAAAGUGACUGUCAUUGAUCCAUGACUCACUGUCAUUGAUCUAUGACUCACUGUCAUUGAUCCAUGACUCACUGUCAUUGAUCCAUGACUCACUGUCAUUGAUCCAUGCACUCCUUAUUGGCGAGCACAGCAGAGGGUUUCUUUAGCAUUGCAGAUCUCUCUGAAAGCAGAGCGUGAAACGAGCAGCUUUUCAUGCGUUUCUACAGGUCACUACUCUGUAAGGAAAUGGACUUUAUUAACAUUUAGAUUUUGACCAAUUGACGUUUGUUUGUACAGGAUAACAGACUAACUGGCCUUCUGUUCAUCUGGAGAUUUACGGACUAUUUGGGUUUUGGAAACACCUGCAGAACCACAUAUUUUGAAAAGACAUGCAGUUAAAGCUGUGCUGCAGAGCUUCCACGUCACACAGCGUUAGGUUUUCUUUAGCAUUUAGAGAUGGUGCCAAAUGAAAAAGUGAGUGAUGGACAGACUCCCAGAGCGUUGGUUCUUCAGACUUUACCCAUCCUCUGUCUCUUUAGCAUCAACCAAUACCUUCCUUUAACGAGCAAUAAAAGGGAAUAUCAAACUUCAUAUACAGUCGGCAUUACCUGUAGCUAAGAGUGAGUUAGAAAACACGACCUGUAGCUGCACGUCUCUCUGUUACUAGCUUUAUGUGUGAGAGGCUGGAUGCUGUAGAUUAGACAACGAAUCAUCGAGCAUCACAAGAGGAGGAACCCCAAAAGAAACUCUUACAUCCAAAUACGAGGGGUGAACAGAAACGAUAAAGGAGUCACAAUAUCCGUCCGGGAAUAUCGUAAAGCAGCGAUGAAUAAAGGACAGCCUGAUUGGACGCUGUAGAUGCUUUCAUCAUGUUUGCUGUGUGUCCUCUGUCUUUGUCUGAGUAAAUGUUCUGGAACAAACUGUCUGCACAUCAUGGGUUCUUCUUUGUUAAGAGAAAACGUUUCAGUCAUUCUUAUUUUGGUUCAGCCACAGCUUAAGAUUGAGAGAAGUCGAGGCAAACAGAAGCACCAGAUAUAGUCUAAAGAGCUUUGUCACAAGUUAGAUGUGAAAUAUCAUUCGUGCAAUGUUGUGAAAAAACAGCUCAGAGUUUCCAGCGUUUGGAUGUCAAUGCAUCCUCGAACAUAUCAAGCCUGUUUUUACUCAUGUGACACGACAACAUGGUGACUGAGAUGAAUGCACUUUUUGUUUUAACAUAUUAAUAUUAAAGUGGGAAU
This is a messenger RNA of Trematomus bernacchii (emerald rockcod), 3492 nucleotides long. It is a transcript of the gene stxbp4, whose product is annotated as syntaxin binding protein 4. Gene Ontology annotation, biological process: regulation of insulin secretion involved in cellular response to glucose stimulus; insulin receptor signaling pathway. NCBI's taxonomy places the organism in Eukaryota, Metazoa, Chordata, Actinopteri, Perciformes, Nototheniidae. The coding region runs from base 26 to 1999 and encodes 657 amino acids. Gene Ontology annotation, cellular component: cytoplasmic vesicle. The transcript has 21 exons. The record is from RefSeq and is a predicted model, not a curated record. Gene Ontology annotation, molecular function: syntaxin binding.